AUGGACAGGGAAUCUUUCGACGACAUUUAUCUCGAUCUCUCUAAGCAACCUGGCAAAUGCAGACUGGCAGAGUCGGGUCUUGGUUGGAAACCAGCUGGUGGACAGACUUUCACACUUGACAAAGGAGAGCUUCUUAGUGCGCAAUGGAGCAGAGCUGCUCGUGGAUAUGAGCUAAAGAUACUCGCCCGUAAUGCUGGAGUUGUUCAACUGGAUGGCUUCAAGCAAGAUGAUUUCGAGACGAUACAGAAAUGCUUCAAAGUCUGGUACGGGGUGCAGUUCGAGCACAAGGAGCACGCUUUGCGUGGGUGGAAUUGGGGCAAGAACGAGAUGGGCAGAAACGAAUUGACUUUCAAUGUGCGCAACCAACCAGCAUUUGCGAUCCCAUACACUGAGAUCUCCAACACCAACUUGGCAGGAAAGAAUGAGGUGGCUGUUGAAUUUUCAUUACCGGCAGACGGUGAGGACACUGGAACCAAUGGUCACUUGGGUGGUGCUCGAGCCAAGGGCAAGAAGAUGGGAGGAGCUGUGGAUCAGUUGACAGAAAUGCGAUUUUAUAUCCCAGGCACGGAAAUGCGUAAGGCGAAGGAUGAUGACGGCGAAGAGCUCGAGGACGGUGAAGAUGAAGAACAGAAUGCAGCAAACCUGUUCUAUGAGACGCUGAUGAGCAAGGCUGAGAUCGGAGAUGUUGCAGGCGACACAUUUGCAACAUUCCAAGAGAUCUUGCACUUGACACCGCGCGGCAGAUUCGACAUCGAUCUUUACGAGAAUUCUUUCCGGUUGCGUGGAAAAACCUACGACUACAAAAUCUCAUACGAACAUGCCAAAAGAUUCUUCAUUCUUCCCAAGCCUGACGACAUGCAUCAACUACUGUGCAUAGGUCUCGAUCCGCCACUCCGGCAGGGUCAAACGCGAUACCCUUUCCUGGUCAUGCAAUUCAAGAAGGACGAGGAGGUGCAGAUUGAGCUGAACAUGACCGAGGAGGUGCUCGCCAACUACAAGGGAAAACUCCAAGCUAAGUACGAGGAGCCGAUCGGUCGUGUUAUCUCGAAAAUUUUCCACGGUCUUACCAAUAAGAAACUCCUACAACCAUCGCCAGAUUUUGUUAGCCAUCACCACAUGAGUGGUGUCAAGUGCAGCAUCAAGGCGAACGAAGGACAUUUGUUCUGCCUGGACCGUGCCUUCUUGUUCGUUCCGAAGCCGGCAACCUAUAUCUCGUUUGACCACAUCAAUUCAGUGACUAUGAGUCGUGUCGGUGGGGCUGUUAGUGCUAGUCGCACGUUCGAUAUCACGGUGUCGCUGAAAAAUGGCGCGGGCGAGCACCAGUUCUCCAACAUCAAUCGUGAGGAACAGCAGCCACUUGAAACGUUCUUCAAAAUCAAGAACAUCAAGACGAAGAACGAGAUGGAUGGAGAUACCUCCAUGCUCGCCGCUGCCCUCGCGAACGAUCCUGAUCUCGUCAGCAGUGAAGACGAGGUUGUUCCACGGGAUCGCGGAAGUGCUGACGAGGACGAUGAAAGCGUAGACGAAGACUUCCAGGCCGACUCCGAGUCCGACGUGGCUGAAGAGUAUGACAGUGAUGCGAAGAGCUCUGGGGACAGUGAUGCAGAGAUGGACGAUGCGGAUGGCGAUGCGAACGAUGCCAGCGACAGCGAUACGGAGGCGAAAGUGGAGCCACCAAAGAAGAAAUCGAAAGUGGGGAAAUAG
This is a messenger RNA of Dissoconium aciculare CBS 342.82, 1704 nucleotides long. RefSeq names its product SSrecog-domain-containing protein. Gene Ontology annotation, cellular component: nucleus; FACT complex. The record is from RefSeq and is a predicted model, not a curated record. Lineage: Eukaryota; Fungi; Ascomycota; Dothideomycetes; Mycosphaerellales; Dissoconiaceae. Gene Ontology annotation, molecular function: nucleosome binding; DNA binding; histone binding. The transcript has 2 exons. The coding region runs from base 1 to 1704 and encodes 567 amino acids.